AUGCAAAGACGCACUGACCUUUUCGCCGCCGCCUAUGACAACUUUGGCCUACUCCUUAACGCGGAGAAGGUGUUGGUUAUGCGCCAGCCGCCACCCAACGCUGCCUACACUUCACCACACAUUAACGUUAUUGGCGUCCAUCUGCAAGCUGUGGACACGUUCGUGAUCCUGGACAACACCCAUUCUCGCAGCACCAAAAUCCACGAUGAAGUGGCCUGCCGGAAUCCCAAGGCUAGCCAAGCCUUUGGCCGUCUGUGA
Spirometra erinaceieuropaei is the source of this 258-nucleotide messenger RNA. Lineage: Eukaryota; Metazoa; Platyhelminthes; Cestoda; Diphyllobothriidea; Diphyllobothriidae. The record is from the annotation of a GenBank genome assembly.